AUGGAACAACCAGGCGCAGGCGCAAGCGGUGGGGCUGACAGCGAAGAUGCGAAUGCGACAGAAUACGUCCGUGACGACGACGGUUACUUGACCACAGUUGAGGAGCUGCGGGAAAGGAAGGACGCCGAUGCCUGCCUGGCCAAUUCCAUCCGGGAAGAGAUCCAAGUCCGCGAACGGCUGCGACUCGAAUCGCUACGCACCGGAAAUCCUGUCGCACAUUCCAUCCCGCAGGAGGUGUACGACUGA
Messenger RNA from Sporothrix brasiliensis 5110, 246 nucleotides. RefSeq lists its product as uncharacterized. Lineage: Eukaryota; Fungi; Ascomycota; Sordariomycetes; Ophiostomatales; Ophiostomataceae. The transcript has a single exon. Bases 1 to 246 code for a protein of 81 amino acids. The record is from RefSeq and is a predicted model, not a curated record.